This is a messenger RNA of Dendronephthya gigantea, 651 nucleotides long. RefSeq lists its product as uncharacterized. Bases 1 to 651 code for a protein of 216 amino acids. The transcript has 5 exons. NCBI's taxonomy places the organism in Eukaryota, Metazoa, Cnidaria, Anthozoa, Malacalcyonacea, Nephtheidae. The record is from RefSeq and is a predicted model, not a curated record. Gene Ontology annotation, molecular function: protein binding.
AUGUUGACAGUGGAGGAUGUUCAGUCAUGGUUAAUUGAAGUUGGCUUCGACAAGUAUUGCCAGACGUUUAAAGAUAAUAUGAUAGAUGGGGAAGCCCUACAAAGCUUAACUGAAAGAACUUUGGAAUUACUCAUUCCAAUAAUUGGUGUGAGAAUUAAAUUUCUCAAGUUGAAUGAAGAGGUUAAAAGAAAGAAUGUAGUAUUGGUUGAAAAUGAAAAUUGUGAUCUGGAUGAAGGUGCAUCAACUAGCUCUGCCUAUCACAAGAAUCCACCAGUGACACCUGAAAAUGCAAGAAAGCCUACAGCUGUUAGCAGUCCAAGUGAUGUACCUUGUAAUGCAAAGAAAUUAUGGCCUGGAAAGGUAUCCUUGCCACAAAAUUUCCGCCCAGAGCUGGCAAGGGCACUUGCAGCAAAAGAUCCAAAAGUGUGCGUGGGAAAGCUGAGGAGGGCAUUUGUCAUGAGGAUAUAUGAGCACUUUUCUGUGUAUACUCUAUAUCCAACAAGAGAUCAACUAACACAAAUUUGCCUCCAAAUUGUGAGGGAAUAUCCAUUCCUAAAGGAUAAGUCAGUUGGAUCUGGUCACAUAAAUUGCUAUGUGUAUAUGUUUACAGGAUUCAUGGUACUCGCAGAUUUACGAGAAGUUUCGAAAUGA